GUGAUUAACACAUGCCGGAAUGCUGGGGAAAAUAAAGCACCUGGAUGUUCCUAAUGGAAGGAUGGUGCUGGCAGUUUCUGAUGGAGAGUUAAAUAAUUCAAUUCACGAUGGACGAGGAAGCAACCACAGUCUCAACAGCCUGCCCAGUUCACAGAUUUGUGGCCUUGCUUCAGAGAAAUCAGUGGCCAGCUGGGCUGUAUCAUUUGAGAGGCUUCUUCAGGAUCCACUUGGGGUGGAGUAUUUCACGGAAUUCCUAAAGAAGGAAUACAGUGAAGAGAAUAUAAAUUUCUGGAAGGCGUGUGAGAAAUUCCAUGCCAUCUCUAAUGAUGAUUCGGCAAAGCUUUUGCAAGAAUCGCGCAAGAUCUACAAUGAAUAUCUUUCCAGCAGCUCCCAGUGUCCAGUCAAUGUUGAUCAGCAGGCUCUUAUUACAGAGGACAUGCUGGAAACGCCCUCCCCGGAUCUGUUUAAUGCACAGCAACUGCAGAUUUUCAACUUAAUGAAGUUCGACAGCUAUGCCCGCUUUGUCAAAUCUCCAUUGUACCAGGACUGCAUGCUGGCAGAAGUGGAGGGUCGACCUUUGCCCAACUUCUCAACAACCAAUCCAGUUGCAAGCUGCCAUGUUCAUGCUUCUGGAGCAGUAAAGAAAAAUAAACUGAGGGCUGGAAAGUCUCUGCCAGUUGGAAUUGAAGGGGCAAGCUUAGAAACUGUAGCAGACAAAUUACAUCGCAGAUCUUUUAAGAAGAAGGACAGAAAAGGACAUUGCAAAGAAACUUUAGACAGCCGCGAACUCUCAUCUCGCCGGGAAUCAUGGGUAUCACUUAACUCCAAUAACAGUCUGGAGCUGAGUCUCAACUCUUCACUGACAAGCAAAUCUGAGAAUGAAGGUGGGAGCACAGGCAGCACAGACCCGGAAGCAGAUAUCAAAUCAAUAAAAUAUUGUUGUGUCUAUCUCCCUGAUGGCACCGCCUCACUCACAGCUGUCAAACCAGGUUUAACCAUUCGGGACAUGUUGGUCGGGGUUUGCGAAAAACGUGGAUACUGUCUCACCGAUGUGAAAGUGUUCUUAGUAGGAAAUGAAGAGAAGGCCUUGGCCCUGGAUCAGGAGUGUUUGGUACUAACAGAUCAGGAAGUGAGACUGGAAAACAGGAUAAGCUUCGACUUACAGAUGAACCCAAUGAAUAAAAGUAUUCGAGUUGUGUCAAAACCCACUAAGACCAUCGGAGAGGCCCUAUACUCAAUACUAAAGAAAUAUGGACUGGAGAACCACGAGAUUGUUCUCACUAAGGCUGGACAGUCCCAUGCAUUAGAUCAAAAGAGCUCUGUGAAUGAAGUGGCAGGGCAGAAACUCAAUUUGGAAGUUGUCAAUUUCAGUGAUCCUAAGAAAGCUAUGGGCACUACAGCUGAGCAUCUUACAAAGAAACACUCUACAAAGGAACACAGAGAAGACAAAGGCAUUCCAAUGACAGAACCUUACCACAGGGCAAAAAAUGAGCCUCAUAAUGGGAACCAAGUCUCAUCAGAACACAGGCAUGCAGAGGCUCCACAUGGGAAACAUAAGCCUCAUCGGCAUAAAUAUGAUAUUGAAGGAUUGGUUGAGUUGCUUAACAAAGUCCAGAGCUCUCGAGCAGAUGACCAGCGUGGAUUGCUCUGUAAAGAAGACUUGGUCCUACCAGAAUUCUUGAAGGUUCCUACAGACAAGGAAUGUAGUCACUGCAGCAUGGCCAAUGCUGAUGAAUCGGCAGUUAUCAUUACGAAUGUAGUGUGCAGCCUGGAUCUGUCACAAGCUUCUGAAAGUUGCAGUGAACGCAACUGUUCCACAAACUCCAUAUCAUCAGCAUUUAAAAAGGAGUGUUUAGCAGAGUCACAGGCAAACACUGCAAAAGGCGUAGCACCCCUUCAUGCUGGGACACAUCGAAACUCAGAAAGGAUACCAGAGGUUAUUGUUUCGGAUUCUACCUGUUCACAUUAUACUUCAGCAAAGAAGCCAAGUAGUGUAUUGCAAUAAGAUACUGUUUGGUUUAAUCAAAAGACAUAAAUCUAAUUGUCUGUAUAAACUCAUUCAACAAGACUACACAGAGCACACAGGAUUUAAAGACGUACCUGAGACUACAUAUGUGACAGAAGUUAAAAUAAGGGUUGCAUUUCUAAUAAUAAGUUUCUCAUUUAUGAAAAGUCACAUUAGCCUAUUUUUUUUAUAUUUAUUUGUGUGUGACAAUUUUUUUUCAAAUAAUUUGUGUGUUUUCUAAAGUAUAUUCAACUUUCCCUUAGAGUUUUUCACCUAAAUGUGUUCACUGUUCAGCAGCUCUGAGGAAUUGAAAGCUAUUAUAGCCUAUUGCCAAAAUAUCUUGCACAUCAGUGGAUCAAAAAACAUUUUUUUUAUGACAAGGAAAAAUCCUUAGAAUUGUAAAGAGUCAUUCACACAGGAAAAAAAAACCCUCGUUAUAAAGUAGUAAAUUAAAAAAAAAAGUGUAAAGGUGUGUUGUGUAGAAAUUUGCCAAAUCUAAAAUUUUUCUCAUGUUAGAAAAGUUUUCCAGGGCUAUAUUAGGAGUGAGGGGAUCCUGGGCAUUGCUAGUAGGUUAAGAUGAAGUUUAAAACAAAUUAAGAAAUUAUAUAUUAUAUUAGAUUAUAUAUAAUUAUAUAAAUUAACUAAAACCCCUAGCAUCCCCCCUCAUAGCAAAGAGGCUCAUGACAUUCUGGGGACCUGUUGAAAUGCCCUCACUGCUUUACCCUACAAUCAGUCUUGAAUUACCAUUACCCCUGAAGUGCAUUAUCAUAUUUCAUGUUUCUAAUUUGCUAAAACUAAAACUCUGAGCAACAAAACAACGCGUUACAAUCAAGUGUCAAUUCGUAUCAUAUGAUUGACAUUUCGAAAAACAAAACGAAAACCUAGAAUCUUUGGUAUUAUCCAGCACAAUGUCAAGAAAUAACUUAAGGGACAUCUGCCAUUGAUGUCUACAUGACCUCGACAGGUUUGAGAUGGCGUAUAAUCUCUAAAAAUGAAAGUUUUUUCCCCACAAAAAAUUUAAGUUUUUCCCCAAAAAACCUUGACCAGAAAAAAUUGAGGUUUAAUAAAUGGGCCCCUUAGUAAGCUUUAAUGAUAAGUAGGUAAACAUCUCCUAUUGGUCCAAUCACUAGUGUGUGCAAUCUGACAAAGAGGCUGAACCAAUGUGCUCAGGAGAAGAUCCUUAUAGAAUGCAUUUGCCCAUGAGCAGGGCUGUCCAACUGGAGAUCCAUGUGCCUGAUAUGGCCCUUCAAGAGAUUUGCAUAGACCUCAGACUUCUCAAGUGCUCUGUGGAUCUCAUUGGUUAACAUUAUAUUUUUUUAUAAUAUGAACUUCGAACAUCUAGGGGCAGAUUUACUAAGGGUCGAAGUGAAUUCGGAGUGAAUAUUCAAAUUCAAAAACUGAUUCAAAGUGAAAAUGCUUUGACUAUUUGAUAAUCAAAGUACUGUCUCUUUAAAAAACUUCGACUUCGCCACCUUAAACCUGCCGAAUUGCUAUGUUAGCCUAUGGGGACCUCCUAGAACAUAUAGCCAACAUUUGGCUAAGUUUUUAGAAGUCGAAGUCAAAACGAACGAUUGUACGAUUAAAUCGUUCUAAUCGUUCGAUUCGAAGUACGAUCGUAGUAUGAUCGUAGUAAGAUCGUAUGAUGUUAAAAAUCCUACAAAUUCGACUUCGAAUGUCUAACUAACCUAUUCGAUGGUCGAACUUUGAAAUUCGACCCUUGAUAAACCUGCCCCCUAGUGAAUAACUGGCCCCAUGUCUAAAUGCAGUUAGAAAGCACUGCCCUAAAGUACAAUGUGGUCAGCCUUCAUAUAAAGCAAAUUAAGAACUUAUUUGUUGCUAUUAAUAUUAUUACAUAUACUGUAUUUGUAUUUAGUGGUACUAAUUUGAGACGUAGAGUAUAUAAUAUAAAUUGUUAGAAAAAUGUACUUGUCCAAGGGGACAAAUAGGACUCAUGAACAGAACCCCAGUCAUAAGCAAUAUUAAUAAUUUAUAUAUUUCUAUAAUAAAAGCAAGAUAUGUCUAAUGUC
Molecule: messenger RNA, 4032 nt
Organism: Xenopus laevis (African clawed frog)
Lineage: Eukaryota; Metazoa; Chordata; Amphibia; Anura; Pipidae
Gene: rgs14.L
Product: regulator of G-protein signaling 14 L homeolog
Biological process (GO): spindle organization; cell division; regulation of G protein-coupled receptor signaling pathway
Cellular component (GO): nucleus; plasma membrane; cytoplasm
Molecular function (GO): GTPase regulator activity; microtubule binding; GTPase activator activity
Source: RefSeq, marked provisional